Nymphaea colorata (pocket water lily) is the source of this 2415-nucleotide messenger RNA. RefSeq lists its product as uncharacterized. The transcript has 3 exons. The coding region runs from base 187 to 2220 and encodes 677 amino acids. NCBI's taxonomy places the organism in Eukaryota, Viridiplantae, Streptophyta, Magnoliopsida, Nymphaeales, Nymphaeaceae. Gene Ontology annotation, molecular function: protein dimerization activity. The record is from RefSeq and is a predicted model, not a curated record.
AAAGUUUGCCCGACGCUUUCUAGUUUCUUCUUCUCGACUUCUCCUUCUCCGCCUCUGUUACUCUUUCUUCUGAAAACCUUCAACAAUCGGUGGCGGCGACGGCAUCGGCGACGGACGACCGGUGGACGACAACCAGCAACGGAGGCGACGGCAGUGGACGGCAAGGGCACCGGAGGAGACGGUUGUAUGGCUGCCUCAAGUAAAGGGAAGGGAACUACUUCUACGCCUACAAGUUCUAGUUGUGCAUCGAAAGCUUCUUCGUAUUUACAAGAGGACCAGCCAUUAUGGGGUUAUGUACAAAAGAAAGGAAAAGCUCAUGGAGGUGGUGGGAAUGUAAUAUUCGAAUGUUCUUUUUGUAGGAAGGAGUUCACUGGAACAUAUACAAGAGUUAAAGCACAUCUACUGCACAUGAAAGGUAAUGGUAUUCAAUUGUGUAAGAAUAUCAAACCUGAUAGUGUGAAUGAGUUGAAGAAGGAGCAAGAACAAUAUGAUAUGAAGAGAAGUGGUAAACAAUCUGGUUUUCUUAACAUUCCUUCAGUACUCUUACACGAUGAUACAGUCCAUGAGCAGAAAAAAAGAAAUUUGGACACAUUCCAAAAAUCAAUUGAACAGACAUUUGCUUUACAAAAGAGGCAGGAAUUAGAUAGAAAAGUUGGAACUUUCUUCUUUUCUAGUUGCAUACCUUUUAAUGCAGCUAGAAACCCAUAUUGGAAGGAUCUAGUUACAUCUUUGGCAAAUAGCAAUAUGUCUGGAUAUGUUGCACCAGACUCUGAGAAGCUUCAAACAAUCAUCCUACAACAAGAGAAGAGUCGAAUAGAAAAAAUGCUACAAUAUCAAAAGUUGAGCUGGGAGCAACAUGGAGUUUCAAUUGUAUCUGAUGGCUGGACAGAUAUUCAAAGGCACCCACUUAUUAACUUUAUUGCAACUUCAACUAAUGGGCCAAUCUUUCUGAAAGCAAUAGAUGCGUUUGGUGAAUAUAAAAAUACUGAGUACUUGAAAGGGUUAUUUGUAGAGUUGAUUGAAGAAGUUGGAAUGGAUAAGGUUGUUCAGAUAAUUACAGAUAAUGCAGCUGUAUGUAGAGCUGCUGGUCUUCUAGUGGAACAGGACUAUCCUCACAUUUUUUGGACACCUUGUGCAGUCCAUAGUUUAAAUUUGGCAUUAAAAAGUAUAUGCAAUCCAACAAGCAAAGAACAUGAUCUUCGUGCUUAUGAGUUGUGUUCGUGGAUUGAAGAAUUGGAGAGAGAUGUUAAAAACAUUAGAAACUUUAUAGUUAAUCAUCAGCAUGCCCUUUCCAUUUAUAACAGAUAUAUUGAUUUGAAGUUGUUAAGAGUUGCAGAGACACGUUUUGCUUCUAUCAUUGUUAUGAUGAAGAGAAUCAAGAAGGUUAAAAGUGCAUUAAUCAAUAUGGUGACAGAUGAUGAUUGGAACUUCUAUCGUGCUGUUGAUGAUGACAAAGCUCAAACCAUCAAACGAUUGAUUGUUGGUGAUGUUUUUUGGGAUAGAAUCUCUUAUUUUCUUACAUUCACAGAGCCUAUUUGGGAGAUGUUGAGGGCUCUUGAUUGUGAUAAGCCAAUGCUUCAUUGUGUUUAUGAGAUGUGGAACAAUAUGAUUUGCAAACUACGGGAUGUCAUUUUCAAUCAUGAGAAGAAGAACUUUGCACUUGAAGAUUCAGACUUUUUUGAUCAUGUGCACAAGAUAUUAGUAACAAGAUGGGAUAAGAGCAACACCCCUUUGCAAUGCAUGGCAUACUCAUUGAAUCCUAAGUAUUAUGGAUUAAAGUGGCUCUCUGAAGGUAUUGGAAGAACUCCACCACAUGUAGAUCCUGAAGUAUCAAGACAUAGGGUGACAUGUCUUAAAAAAAUUUUUAGAGAUUCAUAUCAAAAUGAACGAGCUCACAAUGAGUUUGCAAGCUUUUCUACAAGGGAUGAAAAUAUGGAUGCAAUGGUAGAUAGACACACAUAUCUACCUAUUCCUUGGUGGGUCAAACAUGGACAUGCUUAUCCCACUCUUCAAUACCUUGCUUUGAGGUUGUUAGUUCAGCCUGUUACAUCUUCAUGCUCUGAAAAGAAUUGGAGCACCUAUUCACAUAUUCACAACAUUAAGAGAAACAAACUUACAAGCAAGCGUGCGAAAGAUUUAGUCUAUGUGCAUUCCAACCUUCGGUUACUUUCACGAAACAGUAAUGAAUACAGGAAGGAAGCAGUAAAAAUUGGGAUGUAAAUGGUGAGGAAUUUAACUUCGAAGGAGACGAGGAUCUAGACCAUCUUAAUUCAGAGUUAAAUGAACCAUGUGCACUACAAGAGGUAGAGGUGGAUAAGGAGGACUUUGCAGAGGUGGAAGAUGAACAGAAUUUACAAUGAAAUAUAUUAAUCUGAGAUCUCAGUUUUUUAUGUUUUUAUUUUUUAUGAAAGUAUA